UUGGAUUACUCUGGCAGGUUUCAUAGACCCUCUCCCUCCCUCGCUCCCCCUUCUUAAAGGAAAUUCCAUAACAACCUUCACAGAGAAUGAGAGAAAUUUAUUCCGCAACACUUAUGAUCUCGUCCAUCUUAUUCAUUGUUUUUCUUGUACAAUUGCUUGUAUGCAAGAAGAAGAGCAAGGAAAAGACAAGGUACAAAUUGCCACCAGGUAGUCGAGGCUGGCCAUUGAUUGGUGAUAGCUUCAACUGGUACAAUGCUGUUGCUGGUUCUCAUCCCCCUCAAUUUGUUCACCAACAAGUCAAUAGGUUUGGUAAGAUAUUCUCAUGCAGUUUGUUCGGAAAAUGGGCUGUGGUAUCAGCAGACCCGACCUUUAACCGGUUUAUAAUGCAAAAUGAAGGCAAAUUGUUUCAAUCAAGUUAUCCAAAAUCUUUUAGAGAUUUGGUUGGGAAAAAUGGGCUGAUCACGGUCCAAGGAGAGCAACAACGAAAGCUUCAUGGAAUUGCAUCUAAUAUGAUGCGUCUAGAGAAGCUUAAGUUCCAUUUCUUGGAUAAUAUUCAAUUGAUUAUGCUUCAAACUUUGAACAAACUUGACAACAACCAAGUCAUUCUUCUCCAAGAUGUUUGCAGAAAGGUAGCUAUUAAUCUGAUGGUGAAUCAACUACUUGGGGCAUCAAGUGAGACAGAAAUUAACGAGAUGGCUCACUUCUUCUCUGACUUUGUCGAUGGUUGUCUAUCUCUUCCCAUAAAUAUUCCUGGUUUUGCCUACCACACUGCCAUGAAGGUAAACUCUGAAAUGUUGAGUUUAUGGAGUAUCAUAUUAUAUAAUAUAUGUAUAUUGUUAGUGAUGUAGAGAGUACAUGUCAUGGCUUGGUAGGCAAGGGAGAAAAUUAUAAGAAAGAUAAACAAGACAAUAGAGAAGCACGGGCAAGAAGAGUCAUCAGAAGGUGGUAAUGGGGUGCUUGGAAGGCUAUUAGAGGAAGAAAGUUUGCCUGAUAAUGCAGUAGCAGACUUUAUUAUCAAUCUCCUUUUUGCUGGGAAUGAAACAACAGCUAAAACCAUGCUUUUUGCUGUUUAUUUCGUCACUCGGUGUCCAAAAGCAAUGCAGCAACUACUGGAUGAACAAGAUAGUAUAAGGAGUAAUUCUAGUGGAGACGGAAUGCUAACAUGGCAAGAUUACAAAGCAAUGUCUUUUACUCAGUGUGUUAUUGAUGAAACGCUUCGACUAGGGGGGAUUGCAAUAUGGCUAAUGAGGGAGGCCAAGCAAGAUGUGGUAUACCAAGAUUAUGUGAUUCCGAAAGGGUGCUUUGUGGUUCCAUUUCUUUCAGCGGUUCACUUGGAUGAAAAUUUGUACAAGGGAGCUAGCACAUUCAAUCCUUGGAGAUGGAUGGAGCCUGAAAAUCAAGAAAAGAGAAAUUGGAGAAGCAGCCCAUUCUACUGUCCCUUCGGAGGAGGUGCUCGGUUUUGUCCGGGAGCAGAGUUGUCUCGUCUCCAAAUUGCUAUCUUUCUUCACUACUUUGUUACUACAUUUACAUGGACGCAGCUCAAGGAAGAUAAGAUGUCCUUCUUUCCAUCAGCUCGCUUGGUUAAUGGUUUCCAAAUUCGUGUGACAAGCCGCCAUCAUCUCGACUCAGAAUCGUUGUAAUAAUUGUUUGGAGUGAAAUUUCAUUUGUUUAUGUAUAAUUUUGUUCAGCACGAUAUGUAUUUUUCCUAACCUGUAAUUAUUUCUUUUUCUUA
Populus euphratica (Euphrates poplar) is the source of this 1732-nucleotide messenger RNA. RefSeq names its product Cytochrome P450 superfamily protein. Gene Ontology annotation, biological process: brassinosteroid biosynthetic process; sterol metabolic process; multicellular organism development. Gene Ontology annotation, molecular function: monooxygenase activity; iron ion binding; oxidoreductase activity, acting on paired donors, with incorporation or reduction of molecular oxygen. The transcript is spliced from 8 exons. The record is from RefSeq and is a predicted model, not a curated record. NCBI's taxonomy places the organism in Eukaryota, Viridiplantae, Streptophyta, Magnoliopsida, Malpighiales, Salicaceae.